GGUCUUGCUCAGCGGCGAGUUUGCGAACAACCUGUUCAAGAUCGUCUACGGCUKGGGGGUCGCCAAGAUGGCCGCGGAGGAGUUCGGGAUCGCUUCCCGGCUGGUCUUYGCCAUGCAGGUCGAUCGCCGSAACCGCGUCAGGGAAAAGGCCACCAGGACGGCCCGCCAGCUGCUCCGGUGCCUCCCAUACUUUCGGGGGAUCGACCUCGGUCUGGGCAACAAACUGCUGAACGAGGGAUACUUCGACGAGAUCGACGCCAAGGCGACGGGGGUCCCGGGCUUUGGCCUCGACAAAUAUCUAAGCCUGGAGACCAGCCAGAAGCACCUGCGCGUCCUGGCUGACUACCUAAGGGACCUCGGGAGGGACGCGGUUCGCAAAAGCACCGAUUCCAACACCACAUCCAGCCACAAAGACCACCACCGCGUCCCGGUCCCCAUGGUCCGCCUCGACGACAUGUUCAGUGGGUACCUGGACCUCUACUACGACGAGGUGGUCAAGACCCUCCUCGCCUUUGACGACGAAGCGUGCUGCGGGUCGACGCUGGAGGCCCCCCCGGGCCCCGACGAAUCCGUCCUGCACUACCGGAACUUUGGCACCGAGUUUGCCAGGCCGGACCGCCGCCGGAAAAUGGGCUUCGAGGAGCUCCCCGGGGACCGGAUCGCGAACGAGCUCUUUGCCAACCUGGAGAGCGGGGGGAAGCUGGCCCUGGCCGGCCGGAACCUGGCGAAGGACUCGCUCAAAAACAACACCGGUGCCCACGGGCUGGUGGAAGCACUAAGGGCCCGGAACCUGACGGUCCGCUUCUCCCCGGGCACCGAUCCCUCCCCGACCGCCYCCGGCGACCCUGCCAUGGAAGACUUUUGCUUCCUCAAAAAGGCCCGCAAGGAGCUGGUCGGCUUUGCCAAGUCGACCUACGUGGCCAUGGCGUCCGCCCUCGGGGGGCCCUCGAUCGCCACAACCCGGCUCUACACCUACACGGCCUCGGACGGGUCCUCAAGAGCCCAGCCGCGCCAUGCCUAUCAACACCCCGAGCUGGCGGCGAGGAUCCAAUACGAGGACUACUACUUUGAUCCGAAGGAUCGUCCGGCGUAGCACCCAAAAACACCGAACCGAACGGAACGAGCAAGAAAGCAAGCAGGCAAGCCCGCAAACCAACCGACCAACCAACCGAAACGCACGCUGAACCAAGGCCACGGCCGGGACACGGAGAGGUCCAUCCCCCAGCGACGUCCAUCGUCGAGGACCGGGAGGUGGGGCACACACGGGACUCCUCGGCAUGGUUCGGAGCCGGUGUCCUGCGUUGGAGUGCAAAGCAAACCGUGUUGCUAGAAACGAUACACGGUAGAUAGGAUAGGAACGAGAAGCUCGGUUGCGUCGAGCACUCGCUGCACUUUGGUACUACAUACCGCAACGCACUCUCGUCGGCAUAUAUGAUGAUGAUGAUUGCAAACAUCAACAGUCACCACCAACCUGAACAAUGGCAAGAAUGAAUUCACAAUGAUCGCCCCUAGUAACAGUAACUUCUAUUGUAACUAUUUUUCAUCUAUUCGCAGAGGGUAUUUACUGACAGAAAGUAAGCUUCCUGAUUUCCUCUUUUUUUUAUCAAGGCCCUCUCCAAAUGGUGCGUUCCCAACACUCACGCGCCUCCAACAGGACACCGAACAUACCGCAUCGACCUCCUCCAUCGGCACCGCAAUGCGUGCAUCCGGACCGAACGGAUGUCG
This is a messenger RNA of Pseudo-nitzschia multistriata, 1725 nucleotides long. Lineage: Eukaryota; Bacillariophyta; Bacillariophyceae; Bacillariales; Bacillariaceae. The record is from the annotation of a GenBank genome assembly.